Indicator indicator is the source of this 1194-nucleotide messenger RNA. It is a transcript of the gene SBK1, whose product is annotated as SH3 domain binding kinase 1. NCBI's taxonomy places the organism in Eukaryota, Metazoa, Chordata, Aves, Piciformes, Indicatoridae. Gene Ontology annotation, molecular function: protein serine/threonine kinase activity; ATP binding. The coding region runs from base 13 to 1194 and encodes 393 amino acids. The transcript has 3 exons. The record is from RefSeq and is a predicted model, not a curated record. Gene Ontology annotation, biological process: peptidyl-serine phosphorylation; peptidyl-threonine phosphorylation.
UCCAGCGCAGCCAUGAGCGCAGGUUCAGUGGAGCAGGAGCCGUCACGCAAGCUGGCCUGCUGCGGGGUGCCCCUCAUCACCGAGGACAUGCAGUCCCUGGCCAUCCGCACCCUCUCAGGCACCGACAUCAGCAAGCACUAUGACCUCAUCCGUGAGCUGGGCAAGGGCACCUAUGGCAAGGUGGACCUGGUGUCCCACAAAAGCACAGGCACCAAGAUGGCCCUGAAGUUUGUCAACAAGAGCAAGACAAAGCUGAAGAACUUCCUGCGGGAGUUCAGCAUCACCAACACGCUAUCCUCCAGCCCCUUCAUCAUCAAGGUCUUCGACGUGGUCUUCGAGACUGAGGACUGCUACGUCUUUGCUCAGGAGUAUGCCCCCGGCGGGGACCUCUUUGACAUCAUCCCGCCACAGGUGGGGCUCCCCGAGGAGCUGGUGAAGCGCUGCGUGCAGCAGCUGGGCCUGGCCCUCGACUACAUGCACAGCAAGAGCCUGGUGCACCGGGACAUCAAGCCCGAGAACGUGCUGCUGUUCGACCGCGACUGCCGCCGCGUCAAGCUGGCCGACUUCGGCAUGACGCGCAAGGUGGGCUGCCGGGUCAAGCGUAUCAGCGGCACCAUCCCCUACACCGCGCCCGAGGUGUGCCAGGCCGGCCGGGCUGAGGGUUUCGCCGUGGACACCAGCAUCGACGUCUGGGCCUUCGGGGUGCUCAUCUUCUGCGUCCUCACGGGCAACUUCCCCUGGGAGGCGGCGGCGGCCUCCGACUCCUUCUUCGAGGAGUUCGUGCGGUGGCAGAAGGGGCGGCUCGGGGGGCUGCCCUCCCAGUGGCGCCGCUUCACGGACAGCGCCCUGCGCAUGUUCCAGCGCCUGCUGGCCCUGGACCCUGAGAAGCGCUGCCCUGUCAAGGAGGUUUUCUACUUCAUCAAGUGCGACCUGAUGGCCGAGGUGCGCCGCCGGCCCUCCUACCGCUCCCGCAAGCACGCCGGGGACAAGCUGCCGGCGGGACCGCACCGCCACGACCCGGCCGGCUCCUGCACCCCCGCCCCGCUCAAGAGGACCGUCCUGACCGACGGCAGCGGCCCCCGCGGCCCCGAGCCUGGUGUGGCCUCCCCGGGCACGGCCGGCAGGACAGACGGUCGGCAGGAUAAAGGCAAAGGGCAGAUGGUCCUGGCCACAGCAAUAGAGAUCUGUGUCUGA